Molecule: messenger RNA, 2460 nt
Organism: Melitaea cinxia (Glanville fritillary)
Lineage: Eukaryota; Metazoa; Arthropoda; Insecta; Lepidoptera; Nymphalidae
Exons: 2
Coding region: 1-2460 (819 amino acids)
Biological process (GO): telomere maintenance; DNA repair
Molecular function (GO): DNA helicase activity
Source: RefSeq, a predicted model, not a curated record
AUGUAUACGGUGGAGUGGCAAAAACGUGGGCUGCCACAUAUACAUUUGCUUUUGUGGCUGACAAAUAAAAUCAGGCCCGACCAAAUUGACACAGUUAUAACGGCAGAAUUACCAGACCAAGACGAAGACCCAACAUUGUAUGACAUCGUGGUAAGGAACAUGAUUCACGGACCCUGUGGAGCUUUAAACCCUAACUCGCUAUGCAUGCAUGAGGGAAAAUGUUCAAAAAAAUUCCCAAAACCAUAUCAGAGUCAAACUUCAACUGGUGAUGAUGGCUAUCCAAAGUAUAGAAGAUUAUCACCAGAGGAAGGAGGACGCAAGGCUGCUAUUCGUAAUUACGAAAUUGAUAACAGAUGGGUAGUGCCUUACAAUAAACUAUUAUUAAAAAUUUUCGAGGCGCAUGUUAAUGUAGAACUUUGCAGUUCCGUGAAAUCAAUAAAAUAUGUCACUAAAUACAUCAAUAAAGGAAGUGACCAGGCUACGUUUAGUUUACAUUCUACAAAUGAAGUAGAAAAAUUUCAAUCUGGCCGCUACAUUUGUAGUUCUGAAGCACUAUGGCGGAUUAUGUCCUUCAAUAUUCAUGAAAGAGCACCAACUGUCACACACCUCGCUGUUCAUUUAGAAAACGGACAGCGGGUGUAUUUCACUGAAAAUAAUGUAAAUGACAUUGUGAAUAAUCCAAGAGAUACUACUUUAACAGCGUUUUUCAAACUAUGUGCAGAGGACGACUUCGCAAAAACUCUGACCUACGACAAGGUGCCUGCCUAUUAUACCUGGAAUCAAAAUACGAAAAAAUUCCAACGACGAAAGCAGGGGGCGGUAGUUCUCGGGUACCCUGGCGUGAGAAAAACAGAUGCUCUUGGAAGGGUGUACGUGGUACACCCUAAUAAUGCAGAAUGUUUUCAUUUGCGGUUGUUACUCCACGUUAUAAAAGGCCCUACUUCGUUUAGAAGUCUCCGCACUUUUGAAGGUGUAACUUACGACACAUUCCAAGGGGCUUGCAAAGCUAUGGGCCUCCUCGAAGAUGACAGUCACUGGGAGAGUACGCUCUCUGAAGCAGCCAUAUGCUGUUCACCAAAAUCACUUAGGUGCUUUUUUGCCAUUAUGAUAUCGUUCUGCCAAAUCACGGACCCGCAUCUUCUUUGGCAAAACUAUCAGGAAAGUAUGUCCGAAGAUAUACUGCAACGCAGACGACAAGAACUGUCAUCAGAUGAUUUAGAGUACGACCAAAAUAUUUUUGAUGAAGCUUUAAAUGAAUUAAAUAAAGAGGUCGAAUCUCUAUCAGGUAAAAGUAUAAAAGAUUUUGGUUUUAACUUGCCGUUAAAUUCAAAUCUUUAUGCAAUGAACAACAUCGAGGAUUUACGAGAGACUGACUAUGAUUACACCCAACUCUUACAGACAAUUCAAGAUGAACAUCGCUUAAAUCCAGAACAAAAAAUUGUUUACGACCAAAUAUUGUCAUCAGUUAAUAGUAAUGAAGGGAAAAUGUUCUUUCUAGAUGCACCCGGGGGCACGGGUAAAACAUUUAUAAUUAAUUUAUUAUUAGCAAAAGUAAGGUCUGACAGAAAAAUUGCUCUUGCCGUGGCGUCGUCCGGUAUUGCAGCCACACUUUUGAAAGGCGGGCGAACUGCACAUUCCACUUUCAAACUACCUUUAAAAAUUUGCAGUGACGACGUCUCUAGCGUUUGUAACAUCUCAAAACAGAGUAAAACAGGUAAUGGUGCAUUUCAAUCCGGAAAUGUUAAAAUCAAUCUUAGUAACCUAUGUGUUUUGGUCCAAAAUGUGGAAGAAUUGGUUGAGACCGUAUAUCCCGAUAUUACUAAUAUAACUACAAAGACUUUAUGUUGGUUUAAGGAAAGGGCUAUAUUGGCACCUACUAAUGAACAGGUUGAUAAAAUUAAUCAUUUAAUUAUUUCCAAGUUUGAAGCACCAUCACAGAUAUACUAUUCAGUUGAUACAGUUUUGGAUACCGCAGAGGCAGUACAUUAUCCAACUGAAUUUUUGAAUUCUUUAGUUCCUCCCGGAAUUCCUCCACACAAGUUAAUAUUAAAAGUGGGUUCACCAGUGAUAUUACUUAGAAAUUUAAAUCCCCCAAAAUUGUGUAAUGGCACGAGACUCAAAAUAGUUAAAUUAAAAAACUUUCUUAUCGAAUGCACUAUUUUAACUGGCUGUGGUACUGGUGAUACUGUUUUAAUUCCCAGAAUACCGAUGAUUCCCUCCGGAUUACCCUUCCAAUUCAAAAGACUGCAAUUUCCAAUCAAAUUAGCCUUUGGUAUUACUAUUAAUAAGGCACAAGGCCAAACUUUAAAAGUUGCAGGAAUAGAUUUAACUGAUCAAUGUUUUUCUCACGGCCAGUUAUAUGUUGCCCUUUCAAGGGUGACAUGUACAAAUAAUCUGUUUGUGUUUACUAACAAUCCGUCAGAAGUAAUGAACGUUGUGUAUAAGGAAAUAUUUCAAUAG